Amyelois transitella is the source of this 7494-nucleotide messenger RNA. It is a transcript of the gene nmo, whose product is annotated as serine/threonine-protein kinase NLK. The transcript is spliced from 10 exons. Gene Ontology annotation, molecular function: ATP binding; MAP kinase activity. Gene Ontology annotation, cellular component: cytoplasm; nucleus. The record is from RefSeq and is a predicted model, not a curated record. Gene Ontology annotation, biological process: intracellular signal transduction; protein phosphorylation. NCBI's taxonomy places the organism in Eukaryota, Metazoa, Arthropoda, Insecta, Lepidoptera, Pyralidae. Bases 342 to 1616 code for a protein of 424 amino acids.
UUUCGUGGUGCGCGGACGGCUUUGUAGCGCGCAAUAAAAAAUUCGGCUUUAUUCUUUGUCAUAUAUGAAGCUGGGGCUAAUGACAAACAAUUAAUCGCUUGAAAUUCGGCUAAAAUUUAACGUACGGAACAAAAUAGCCUGGAGUCUCGGCGUGGUCCUAAUCGUGUAGUGUGCGUUCAGUGAUUCCCGCAUAGUCGAUUGAGCAUGAAUAAUAAAGAAGUAACCGGUGAUAUUGUCGUGUGUUCACUCGAAGGCGAGGUCUGGUGAUAGAGCGCAGUGUCAGGGCCGUGGGAUUCGUCGUGUGAUGAGUCUGCGGUGACGACUCGCCGUGGAGCGGUUGGAUGGCGGCAGUAAGCGGCCCCGCGCGGCACUCUCGCGUUUCCAUGAGUGUGUCCAUGUCUCUGAUGCAGGGCGGUACGCAGAGUGCGCCGCAGGGCGCCAUCCUGGCGGCGGCGGCGCCCUACUAUCAGACGCCGGCCAUCCCAACAGACGUGCAGCCUGACCGCCCCAUAGGAUAUGGAGCCUUCGGUGUCGUUUGGGCCGUCACAGACCCGCGCGAUGGACGGCGUGUCGCUCUCAAGAAGCUCCCGAACGUAUUCCAGUCGCUCGUCUCUUCGAAGCGGGUCUUCCGGGAGCUCAAGAUGUUGUGCUUCUUCAAACAUGAAAACGUACUAUCGGCGUUAGACAUCCUCCAGCCUCCCAGCCUCGACUUCUUUCAGGAAAUAUACGUGAUAACGGAGCUUCUUCAGAGUGACCUUCACAAGAUCAUCGUGUCUCCUCAACAUCUCUCCGCCGACCAUAUCAAAGUCUUCCUUUAUCAGAUACUAAGAGGUCUAAAAUACCUUCACUCUGCCCGCAUCCUCCACCGCGACAUCAAGCCAGGCAAUUUGUUGGUGAACAGCAACUGCGUGCUGAAGAUAUGCGACUUCGGCUUGGCGAGAGUCGAGGAGCCGGACGCGAACAAGAACAUGACGCAGGAGGUCGUCACGCAGUAUUACAGAGCACCAGAGAUCCUAAUGGGUGCGAACCACUACACCGCGGCGGUGGAUGUGUGGUCAGUCGGGUGUAUUUUCGGAGAAUUGUUGGGGAGACGUAUCCUGUUUCAAGCGCAAAGUCCCGUACAACAGCUGGAGUUGAUCACGGAGCUGCUAGGCACGCCCUCGCUGGAGGACAUGAGACACGCGUGCGCGGGCGCGCGCGCUCACAUGUUGCGCCGAGCGCCUCGCCCGCCCGCGCUCGCUGCACUUUAUACGCUGUCAGUGCAAGCGACGCAUGAGGCCGUACAUUUGUUGGCACAGAUGCUCGUGUUCGACCCGGCGAAGCGUAUCUCCGUGGUGGAUGCGCUCGCGCACCCGUACCUAGAGGAGGGGCGGCUGCGGUACCACUCGUGCAUGUGCAAGUGCUGUUAUAGCGCGCCCCCCGCCGCCAGGCACUACUCGCCCGACCUCGAGCCCGUAGCUACGCACCCCUUCCAUGACGCCUGGGAGAGGAAGCUGACGUCUGUGCAUCAGGUCAAAGAGGAAAUCCACAAAUUCAUAGCGGAGCAACUGCAAACGUCCCGCGUGCCGCUCUGCAUCAACCCGCAGUCGGCGGCGUUCAAGAGUUUCGCAAGGUAAGGGCGCCGCCACACUGCCACCGCAACCAACCGACACUAGUUCAACCGUCGCGCAUCCAUCCGAGCUGCCGCCGUCACCGCACCAGUGGGAAUGACGCGAAUCAAAGCGUGGCUUAGAUAAGCGACGCGCCGUUUACACCGACACACGAUAACCGAACUAACGGCCCAUGUAUAACGUUGAUGGUUUUAUCGUUAAUGAAAUAGCCUCGUUGAAGAGUAGGCGGACAACGGCCUCAGGACUGCUCACGAAUGGGAAAACUUACGCGUUACAAUAAGAUUGAAUCGACGGCGAAGGUUAAUCCAGUUUUCAAUUAACAAAUGACACUUUGAAAUACCUUUUUGGUUUCAUGUUUCAGUGGUGACAUUUUGGCAAACCAUCAUUAAUCGCAUUUAAAACUUACCCCUAUUCCAUUGAGGGGGUAUAAAAUAUUUUAAUAAAAAUAAGGUUUGAUAAUUAAUGUUGAUAACUGGAUUAUACUUCACGUAUACAAAAAUGUGAUCGAAAAAUUUAAUUAAAACUUGUGUAGUUAAAAAUUUUUUGGAACAAAAUUUUUAUGAUAAAACCGUCAAUGUUCAAAAUUAGCUUCCAUUUGAUUGCUGUAUUGAUUAAGCAAAAUAUACUUACUUUUCAAUUUUAUAUUUCUUAUGACUUCAUAAAUACACUCCAAUUUGAACUUUAUUACUGUGAAAUUUAGUUUGUAGGUAUUAGAAACAUUACUUAUUGUAUUCAGUGUGUAUCGUAAUAGAGUUCAAAGGAUGUUUUGUGUGUAUAUUUUCUAUCAUUGUAGUUUUCAUAUUAUUUUGGUAUAAAGUUAAUUUACCAAACCAUUUAUUUUUUUUUUAAUCAAAUAUUGACAUGAUUAGUGUGAACAUUUUCACACUUGUUCUAAUGUUAAUCACAAUUUUUAUUGAAUCAAACGACAUAAUUAGUGAAAUUGUAAAAACCGCACCAUACCUCAUUGCGAUAAUAAUAUAGAAUUCAAAUUUGCCCAGUUUCGGUUACGUGGGGUUUCAGACAAGUUGUAUUUUAAUACGACGCUCAAAUGUAUCGACAGUCUGCAUUUAUACUAUUUUAUUAAACGUACGAACGUUUUAAGGGCCAAUUCACACUGGGCGUUUCUGAUGUCAUUUUUAUAACGCUUGUAUUGGUUGGUUGGGUUUGCUCAAUGAGAAACGCUUUAUAUAAAAGCAUAAGGAAAUGAGAAGUGUACAGUUAUGUGGCGGAAAAGGGAAUGGUCAAUAGGCGAAGCACAAGUGAGGGAUAAAAAAAAGUAGUAAACUCUUUUUUUGUAUUUUACAUAUAAUUCGCGCAAUCUUCCGUAAAGUAACGUAAUAAAUGCAGUGUGUUUUGGCCAAAGGCGAUUACAUGAUGUAGCGUCAUGCAACCAAAUAUUUUAUCUCUUUUGUUCUAAAAAAAAUUGUGUAGGACGUAGUGACUAUGUGCGUAGGUUAGCGUAGUUGGUUCGGUUCACUGUGUAUAAACGCAGGAAUCGGCGGUAAUCUCACGAGCGUCGCAACAAGAGGGUUGCGGUCAAAAUGAAUAAUACAACGAAACUUGAGUCUAUGGCAAUUCUUAACUAAUAAUGGGACGAAUUUGCCGGCAUUGGGACACUCUUUAAGUGACAUUCAGCAGCGUAGAACACAGUAUGAUUUCAAGUUAUAUUAGCCGCUAUAGUAAGGUGAAAUAAGGCUCAAUAUAGCUUGAGACUGUGACCAUGCAAACGAUACUGAAUGUGUCUUGGGAAAUAAUUCGACACGAAAGAGGUCAACAUUUUGUCAAUGACAAAACGUGGGUACCUAAGUUUUUACGUAAGAAGAUAUGCUUUGUGUAGUUUUAGGUUAUUUUCAUUAUCUUUGCGAUUCCAUGUAAUUAUAAUAUGUAAUAUGUAUGUAAUGUAGAUUUCAAUGUGUGGUUGAUUGUGUUUCAUAUGUUAAUAAUUGGGGCAAUAUGAUUAUGCAUGUUCAUUUUAGAGGGAUGUAUUGGAUGUUUAUUUCGUCUCUCCUUCUCACAAUAAACAGGCAAAUACACAUUCAGUAACAUUUCUCAAUUGUGUUCUCUUAUUAGUAAUUAAUAGUAUCGAAUUUUAUUUUAAUCGAUGACUUAUUGAAUUUAUUGAUUUCUAUGUGUUCUCUAAUUAAAUUAAUCUCUAUAGUUGCGUGCGCAGGCGCUUUGUACUUAACGAGCCAGUCGACCGACUGCGAAUCUCAAGCGUCCAGUGUGCGCGCAGCCUUAUAUUUUGUACCAUAAUAUUUUUAAGCUUAUUCCUUAACACCAUUGUAUGUAACAUCGACUGAACAUUUUUACGUAGCUAGAAUUAGAUAGAAUUAGUAUUAAAACCUAAUAACUUACUCGACAAUGAUAAAAAAAUGAUAAUAAACAAAAUGUACGAGUAAUUUUCACAUACUAUCAUGCAGUAGUGAGAUAUUGUAUAGCGAUGUGUUGUAAAUGUAAUGGAUACAUGUGUAUUUCAAGCAUUUAAUAGGUGUAUUAGAGAUUUGACGUAAGGAACGGAGUGUGUUAGUGUGCGUGAGUUGAAUAUGUAAUGUAUUUUGAUUGGCAAAAUUACUAGCAAAACUUUCAUACAUGUUAUAUGUUACAAAAUUGAUGUCUGUUGUGUUUACUUAGGAAUGGUCCUGUUUACACGAAUAGGCGUGUCGUGAGAGUGAAUAGAUACGUAUAGGUGUGUGUGUUUGAAGUCUCAAGACGUCUUUCGAUACUUGGCUGAGUUUAGUAUACUAAUACACACACAUAUACUAGUAUAUCGCUCACAACGCGUUUACUCGUUUAUAACAUCACGCUGCUAACAUAUAUACGAGUAAUAAUAGCAUAGACAUUGUGUGAAUGUCAAGAGACGUCGUAGCCUUAAAACUAGUUCAAAACUAUUUAAAUGAUAAAAAAUGUAAAUAAAUAAAUGCAUAGUAAUUAAUGUUAGGAUCUAGAAUGGUAUGGAAAAGCCGUUGUAGUAAGCCCAAACGAGUAGAAAUGGUGUUCUUGACGUGCCGUCGCGCGAUACGACUGUAAAGUUUGUCCGUGCGUGCGUAGGUUCAAAUUCGCUUAACGUUCGCGCUACGGUGUCGUCAAGAAACUUUCUAUGGUACAAAGGAGGCGAGCCCUUGUCCAACUUAAAAAUUCUCAGUACGUAUAUGGAUGACAUUGAUUUUAUGAUUCAGAUGUAAUUUGUGUUAUAAUUGUUUAUAAAAACAAGAUUUUUUGGUUGAAAUCGACGUUUGUUUCACCAUGUACGUACAAAGAGUAAAACUAAGAACAAACAGUAACAAGUUAUUAGCGAUAAGACCGAUUUUAUACAAACGCAAUCACGGUUCGGAAAUGCCGUAAAUUAGUUGUUCUAAGUGUCUCACACCAGAUGUCAGCACAUGCAUAAGGUCCAAUGCUGUAUUGUUAUUGGACAAAGAUUUAACAAUUCUCAUAUUUUUUAACCAAAAAAUAUGUAUCAUUCUACAGUGAGUUUCUGUUUACUGGCGAUUUUUUAUAUUUCUUUAUUUUUCUUUCUCUCAUCUUCGUGUGUUCCCAAUUUCACCCAAUAUCAAUAUGCUUCGGGGCCUUGGGUCCGCCUUCUCACUUUUCUCUUUGAUCGUUCCGCAGCGUCUUCAUUUUUAAGACCAUGUUUUUAUGUUUAAUAGCGCCAUCUAGUCGUAAAAAUACCCUCAUUUAAACAAAUCUUGGGACCCAUCACAUGCAUAACAGUAAGUAAUUUUCCAUUCAGAUACCUAUUAAUAACCACAAAGACAGGACAAAAUUAAUCUUGUGUACUGUUUGUUCUAAGACGGGACCGCGAUAUACCCCACCUUGCCUUAUCUCAAUAAACUGUCACUGUGAUCCGUUAGGCGUAAUUUUUGGAUUUUUAACCUUAUCUGUGGAGGUCGUAUAGAUGCGAUUCAUCUAUUUCGCUGCAAGUAGUUUGAUAUUUAAAAUUAGUCAAUUUAUAGUCUUAUUUUAAAUUUGAUUUUGUCACCGGAUUCGAUUAAUCUUAGCGACGCCAUGAUUGGUCAAAAACUUACUAGAGGACGCCCGCAGCUCCACCCGCGUAAAACGAAUAAUAACCAUAAUUCCCGUUCCCUGGGAGCUUCGGGAAAUCCUUUAGACCACAUAAAGAAACUACACGGCAAAUUUUAAGUCUCUAGAUCCACCGGUUUGGGAUGUGCGUUGAUAUGUCUGUCAGACAGUCAUUUACUUUCUUUUAUAUGUUUAGAUUUUUUAAUAAGUGAAUAGAUACGCAUCAUAUUGCCUUCUCAGAUAAAGUCUUACACAUCUUGGAUAAACCACGCUUCACCUGUACAUAUAGCAGAGGAGUUAGAGCUAAGAUUCGCUUGCAGUCGUAACCUGUGUCCUCUGACGCUCGAUUGGAUGUAUGUAAAUAAAUAGACGUAUGUUAAGUAGAUGCUGUAAUCGGAUAGGUAUGUGGGUCCGUUGUGUUAGCGGGAUUCUAAAUUUAAGACCAUGAAUUACAAAGAUUAAGCUAUUCAUACAUACAUUAAUAUUAAUGGUGUAAAAUUUUUGAGGUUUGCAUAAUUUAAUUCUGUCUCUUUCUCUCAUCUCAGCGUGGGCCCAGUUGCACCCUCUACCACUUAACUUCAGGGUCUGGGGUCCACUUUGUUAUUUUUUUUCUCUUUCCACUUUUUCUUGUCAACCGCGCCUUCAGUUUAAAAAUAUUAUGUUACUUUUCGAACAAAAGCUAAUUUGUAUGUCGCUUGGUUGGCUUUGUUUAAAUCUGGCUAGAUUACUUGUAGACCAAAGAUUCCUGUUGCAAAUUUCACGUUUAACUUUCAUUUUUAAUAAGAUGCCCCGCUACCGCAGCGGCCCACUUCAGAGAGUGGGUCGCGAGCGCACACGCAUCGCCCGAUGUGCACGCUUUCUUUUUAUGUAAUUGUACGUAUUGCGUUUCCAGCCUUUCAGAGAUCUCGUAUAUGUUUAAGUUUAAAGUACACGACUGUUCAUUUUACACACGAGUGAUCUUUAGUUUUAAGACGUCAUUUGUUCAACCCCAUGGCCAGUCAGCCGUUCUUGUAAGCUCAGAUAGCUUCCUAUUAGGCCCACGAAACGGGAUCCUAUCCCAAUGUAAAUAUUAAAAAUAAUGUGAUAAGACUUUGAUUUUCACUUUUAACAUGUAGCAUCAAUUGCUUAGUUUGUGUUCAAUAAUCACUCUUAUUUGUAUUAUAAUUUACAUAAUAUACAAAAAGUAAAAAAAAAUGAAAUAUUAAUUGUAUUGUACGUGUAGGUUCACGGCGAUUUUAUGUUAUUUUACCAGUCCUAUUGUAAAUAUUACGUAUUUUGUGCACUGAUAGUCGAUUUUAAGUUACUUAGGUAAUAUCGGAUGGCUGUAUUGAUUUUAUGUUAAAGCCUAAGACACAACAUUGAUAAGACUUAGUAGUUGAGAUGUUUGCUUUGUUUCGCCUUGGCGGACGUUUCCUGUGUAUAAAUGGGUUUAGUUUAAUUUGGCGCGGCGAUCCGUUGGUCGGCGAUGACGGAGGGAGGUUGUAAAUAUAAGGAUACGUUCAUCUCGUGUACCGAUUUAGUUGCAUUUUACCAUUGUUGGGAACUGCCAAAACUAUUGUAAUAAUCAGCGCUGCGUGCAACGGCCCUUACUACAGCCAUUGGUUGAUUGUUACGACUUAAAUUCUAGUGGGACUUACGUACAUUUUCCUGUAAUUAGAUAUUGUUAAAGUGUUCCUUUUGUAGUUUUUAAUACAGAAGAUAUCGUUUCGAAUAGUUGCUUAAUUUGUACGUUAUCUCACUUGUAUUAAAAUGGUAGAUAUAUACAGACAAUGUGUGUACGUGUGGUCCGCUGCACGUAGAGCGCGCGUGCGGAGUAGCAGCUGUAGGAGACGCGACAUUGUAACAAUAAACUACUGCAUAAUUA